UAGUCGUUCCAUUGAAAUCCUGAUGAAUCACAUGUGAUGGACAAUGCGCCAAAUUUUGUAAAAUUUUUUCAUUAUUGAAACCUGUUGUUUGAUAAUCCACAAUGAAUCUUUUACCAAAAUCAGCGAAAGAAUUUGCAACUAAAGAAUAUUGGGAUAAAUUUUUUCAAAAACGAAAAGAUUCAUUCGAAUGGUAUGGCAAUUAUGAUGAAAUCAAACCACUAUUGUUACAAUAUUUGAAACCGAAUGAUAAUUUUCUCAUUAUUGGUUGUGGUAAUUCAACAUUGAGUGUUGAUCUUUUCGAUGAUGGCUACGAGAACAACACUAGUAUCGAUAUCAGUGAAAUUGUUAUCAAUAAAAUGAUUUCCAAAUAUAAAUCGAAUGGAAUUCGUGAACGACUGCAAUUUGAAUGUAUGGAUAUGAUGCAGAUGAAAUAUUCGAAUGAAUCAUUCAAUAUUGUUAUCGAUAAAGGUACAUUGGAUGCUGUUUGUUCCGAUGCUGAUAUCGACAUUGACAAAAUGUUUGCUGAAAUUUCAAGAGUUUUAAAAUAUUUUGGCCGUUAUGUUUGUAUAUCAUUGUUACAGGAACAUGUAUUGGAAAGAUUGUUACAUUGGUUUAUCAUUGAAAAUCCAAACUGGAUUUGUCGUAUCCAUCGUUGUCAGCAAAUAAUGCGGCAACAACAACAGCAGCAAGAUUUGGAUUUUGUCAAUUUUCCUGUAUUCAUUGUAACUUGUUUAAAAAUGAAAACAAAACUUCCAGAACCGUAUUGUGAAUUGGAUAUGAAUGGCGAAAGAAAAUUUAAAAAAAUUCAUAAUCCAAUUGGCGAAAUGCCCACCAUAAUACGAUCAUUGCAACGGAUGGAAUUACUUAAAUAUAUGAUACGAAAUGGUAAAAUCGAUGAUGAUAAUUUCAAUAUUGAAUUAUUCGAUGAUUCCAGCAACAGCAAUGAUUGCCGUUACAAGUUUUAUUUUGUACAAAAAUCUAUCAUUGUUCGCUCGAACAACAACAACAUCAGGUGUUCAGUAUUCAUUGUUCCACAAGGACGUGAACAUGAAUGGAUGUUUGCCACGGGCAAAGGUAGAAUAGAAUUAUUGAAACAAUGCCGUUGUGAUCGUUUAAUCGUAGUGUUUCUAAGUCGUAAACAUCAUUAUGAAAAUAUGGAAAGUAUCAAAAAUGAUUUGGGCAAUAAAUUACAGGAAUUUUUCCCCUUGUCAUCAUCAUCGGAGAAGAAAAUUGCCUUCCUCAGCAUUGGUGAAGAUAUUGGUGAAAGAACUGUAGUAUGGGAAGGUAACAGUGAAUUUAAUGGACAAAUGUUUGUGGAAGAUGUAUGUAUCGAUAGCCAAAUGUAUAGACGUCUAGUAUUUGCUAGCAAUCACAAUAUCAUUCAAUCUGAAGCAAGAUUAAUGAAAUCUAAAAAACACGGACCAUCAUCAAUAUAUCGAUGUCAACAAGAUUUUCUUUCCUGUGAUCAUCAUCAAUAUAUUGCAGCUGGUUUGGCCAUAAUUAAUAGACCAUUUAAAAAUCAAUACAAUCUUUUAAUGAUUGGUUUAGGUGGUGGUUGUUUCAUCAGUUUUCUAGCUAAUAAUCUAAAAUCCUACGAUGAUAUCAUUUUACAUGUGACAGUAGUGGAAAUUGAUCCAUUAUUGGAACAAGUUGCUAGAAAAUAUUUUGAUUUCGAUAGAAAAACUCGAAAAAAUGUCCAGAUUAAUAUUGUAAUCGAUGAUGGUCUACAAUAUCUGCGAACAAAAUCUCAGGAAAAUGAAAAGUUUGAUUUCAUCAUAUUCGAUGUAGAUAGUAAAAAUCUCGAACUUGGCGUUAGUUGUCCACCAACAGAAUUUGUUGAAAAUGAAUGCUUAAAUCAAGUACAAUCACUACUUGGCGAUGAAGGCAUUUUCAUUCUGAAUUUAGUGGCUAGAAAUGAAGAUUUAAAACAAGAAAUUUAUGAACGUUUAAAAUGUUUAUUUAAUCAUCGUUUCCGUUGGAAAGUGGAUGAAGAUGUAAAUGAAAUUUUAUUUGCAACAAAUAUAGAACAGUUGGAAUGGUUACGUAAAGAUUGGAAUUCAAAUAGUCGAUAUGAUUAUAUACGGAAAUCAUGUUUUCAUAUUGAUUUAUUGGCUGAAACAUAUCGUAAAAUGUGUCUGAAACUAACAUUUUGUUAA
Molecule: messenger RNA, 2156 nt
Organism: Dermatophagoides farinae (American house dust mite)
Lineage: Eukaryota; Metazoa; Arthropoda; Arachnida; Sarcoptiformes; Pyroglyphidae
Product: eEF1A lysine and N-terminal methyltransferase homolog
Source: RefSeq, a predicted model, not a curated record